Messenger RNA from Tremella mesenterica DSM 1558, 1323 nucleotides. RefSeq lists its product as uncharacterized. The coding region runs from base 1 to 1323 and encodes 440 amino acids. The record is from RefSeq and is a predicted model, not a curated record. NCBI's taxonomy places the organism in Eukaryota, Fungi, Basidiomycota, Tremellomycetes, Tremellales, Tremellaceae. The transcript is spliced from 4 exons.
AUGUUAGGCGGAGUUAGUCUAAGUAGGGACAAUGGGAGCAGAAGUACGGCGAAGUUAGACGGAGUUAGUCUAAGUAGGGACAAUGGGAGCAGAAGUACGGCGAAGUUAGACGGAGUUAGGCUAAGUAGGGACAAUGGGAGCAGAAGUGCGGCGAUGUUAGGCGGAGUUAGUCGAAGGAGGAAGAGGAUGGCCGAGGGCUCGGGGAAGUUGGACGAAUUGUUCGACAGCCGUGACAGUUUGAAACAAAGUACAACCCUUCCGUUUCCUGUGUCAACAUGGUUCCGACAUGUCAUCACAUUCCCCUCACUACUCUCUCCACUUGGACUUUCUCGUGAGGUCUUCAUUGCAACAUUUUUCUCCAAACAACAAGUCCUCUCUCAUACGGAUCACAUCUUCCUCCCCAACCCUCAAUACCAACCUGGCAAGCCCAGGUGGGCCGCAUUCCGGCUGCACAAUGUCGUCACACCAACUCAACAAUCAACUCUCUAUGAAUUGGUCAAACAUGUGUGGGAUAAGGGUCUCAAGUCUCAUACAAUUGCGUCUCGAGGUGCAAAAUUCCAUCAGUGGUGGUUUGGGGUGUGGUGCCGAUAUGCAAAACACAGUGUCAUAUCCGCAGAUUCUCGACAGAAACGGUCUCAAGAAGCAGUAUUAGAGCUUCUCAAGAUGUACGAUAAGGUAUUUGGGGGGAAACCACGCACAAUGCUCAAUAAACUUGACCCUCCGGUCGCAAUUUCAAUGGGACACAACCACUGUCGAGUCCGAGACUAUCUAGAGUCACUAAAGAAUAAACUCAUUCCUGCUAGCUUCCGCAAGACAGCAGAGUCGCUUGAAACUACACAUUCUACAGCCGCAGCUCUUAGAUUGGGAGGAAUGGGGAUGAUGCUCGCAGUAUCAUGGGGAGAAGGAACAGACUGGCAUGUGGAUUCCAAAGAUUAUGGAAACCAUUAUACAAUCAUCUCAGUCCUUGGUUCACCUGCGCUUCUACAUCUACCGGAACUUGGCUGUACUAUACGUGUGAAGCCUGGCGAUGUUGUUGGUUUUCUAGCACAUCGAUACCUCCACAAGCUAGAACCACUCCGGGAUGACUGUGGGGACGGGGGCAGUAAUGAUGCGGGACAGGAAAUGGAUGAAAGUGAGAUGGACGGACUUGAAAUGGACGGAGUUGAGAUGGAUGGACUUGGAGUGGAUGGUUUGGAUAUGCAGAUAGAAAAUUGGGAUGAUCGGAAGGCUCGUUCUUUCCACGAUCCAGGAUCCGCGAUCCGCGACUUAACCUGGGACUUCCCGGCCACCGUAGAUGAAGAUGAGCGGAAUUCUUCGGCGUGA